Messenger RNA from Rhinocladiella mackenziei CBS 650.93, 1914 nucleotides. RefSeq lists its product as uncharacterized. The record is from RefSeq and is a predicted model, not a curated record. The coding region runs from base 1 to 1914 and encodes 637 amino acids. The transcript has 2 exons. Lineage: Eukaryota; Fungi; Ascomycota; Eurotiomycetes; Chaetothyriales; Herpotrichiellaceae.
AUGGACCAUAUAUCUCCCAAAUCACAGUAUCAGACACUCGUGACUCAAGAUGACUUCAGAUUCGAGAAUGACAUUCCCCUCGAGACUCGACACCAGCCCACGCCACGGCAUGAAACAUUGCAGAAAAGGGCGACAGUCAUCCAGGGAAAGAAGACAAGCGGCCACAGAAUCAUCUUCCGCUCCACGGCCCCGAUUGUCAUUCCAAUGCUAGGUCUUGGGGCACUUGCGCUGGGCUUGGUGUUGGCUCAUGAGGUGCAACAGGAUCCAGAUCAAUCCUCGGCGGGCACACUUUUGUUCGACCAAGCAUCAGAACUUGACUCCGACUCCUAUUAUGUUGACUUCAAUCCCACUACUUUGGUAACCAUAGCAUCCUGGUCGAGCACCGUUGCGCCGUUGUUGACAAUUUGUGCCAUGGCUUUGGCCUCGUACCCGAUUGUCAAUCAAUUGAAGGCCAAUUCGCAAAUGGCUGGCUCCGAUCUUCCGACGCCGUUCCAACUCAGCAUGCUUCUGGAAACGCUGACAGGAGAAAUCACAGCUCUCUUUAGCCUGGUUGCUUAUCGUAGUUGGUCGCACACGGAGAAAAUAACGCCCCACGUCCGUACUGUGCUCAUUCUUUUGACAGUCUUCACUGCCCUGGGGUAUGCCAUUGCCGGAGUGGACACUUGGUUGCACUUGGUCAUGGAAGCCGUCAACGUGGAGUUGGCGGAUACAAGGGUCCCAGCGGAGGCUCUGGGGCGCGGGCUCCCAGCCGGCCCAUGUUCCAACCAGACCGCGGACAAUUUUGAUGCCGGCGAAUGCAUUAUCACCUCCGGAACCAACGUGUUCCUGAUCGGUGCCAAUGAGGCAGCCAGAGUGAUGGGCAAUACCUCUACGACCAACCCUGUCCACGAUGUUAUCAUCGACGGCAAACAUAUGGCUUAUUUAGGCCCUGCUCAAAAUCCUGUGGGUCCCGAUUAUCGCGCAGAGGCAUUGGCUAUGUACACCCAAUGUUCCCAAAUCGGCCGCCACUGUGAUCUCCACACCGAAGCGGGCUCCUUGUUACCAUUCCAGUGCACUGACGCAUUCUACGGUGAUUUGGGUAUACCGAACAUAAAUGGAGAAGAGGCCGACGGCGUGACCGGCCUUGCACUCCGUAGCGCCGGCAUCGUCUUCUAUCAAGAUACGGCCUUGACGCAAUUAGCCAAUCUCUCUUCUGGCUCGGGCUCAGGUGAAAGCUUCCUCACUCGGGCCGCUAAUCCGCACUACAUUGGUGUGUGGGCGAAAGUCGAACUCCCGGCGACCGAGCGGCAAACGGCUGAUGGCAAUGUCGUUGUUCCAGGUCAUGGUGGCGCAAGCUGGAUCCUGAACUGCUCCGCAGCCGCCUACCAAAUCAAGCACGACAACAUCAAUGGCAGCAUUCAGCAUGCUACAGCGGAGAUGGCGAAUGGUUCGGUAGGGACAAUUCUCAACGCAGCCAACUAUUACGGCUUUGGAAAGGUUGCCCUUGAAACGGCGGCGUAUGCGGCAUCUCAGUACAACGACACUCAAAAAAUGGCAGAUUCGUGGGCGAUGGCGUAUUCGAGCGCUGCUAUCGCCCUAAGUUCCGGUAUUAUGGCAGGAAGAACCGAUCUGGAGGAACAGCAACGCAGCACGAAGCUCGUGAGUCGUGUGCCGAAAGCUCCCCUUUAUACGUUGGUGUGUUUAAACACGAUUUAUGCCAUGCUUGGCAUUGUCCUCGCCGUGUUGGCAUGGCGCUCGAAUCCCUCCGACACCAAUGAGCUGCGUGAACGCCUAAGCACGUCCGGUCUGGUAGCAGCUUUGUUUGAGGGCGAUAGAGCAGAGAAGCCGAUUGACCAAAAGCGGGAGAUGUUUGCGGGUGAAAUCCGGGAGGGUGGGAGUCGAAGAGAGCGUGAGGCAUGGAGGAUAUGUGUUUAG